Molecule: messenger RNA, 918 nt
Organism: Manacus vitellinus (golden-collared manakin)
Lineage: Eukaryota; Metazoa; Chordata; Aves; Passeriformes; Pipridae
Product: zinc finger protein 239-like
Exons: 3
Coding region: 1-867 (288 amino acids)
Biological process (GO): regulation of transcription by RNA polymerase II
Molecular function (GO): DNA-binding transcription factor activity, RNA polymerase II-specific; RNA polymerase II cis-regulatory region sequence-specific DNA binding
Source: RefSeq, a predicted model, not a curated record
AUGGCGGCGGUCGGUCCGGCGGAGGACAAAUCCCCCCGUGAGACCCUGGUGGGAGAGGCCGUUUUGAAGGGCUCCCCGGCGCAGGAAGGCAGCGGGGAGGAAAAGGGCCGGAGAUCCCCCCGCAGGAGGGGCUCCAAAGCCAGCCCAGGGUGCUCUGAGGAGGAAAGAGCCAGCCUGUGCCGGGAAGGUGGCAGGAGCUUGAGCAGGAACUCCAAGGUCCUGGUCCCAAGGCAACAUCUCACUAGAAAGAAGCCCUUCAGGUGCUUGGAAUGUGGGAAGAGUUUCAGGAACAGCUUCCACCUGAUCCGGCACCAGCAGCUCCACACAGGGAAACGGCCCUACAUGUGUAGGGAAUGUGGGAAGAGCUUCAGAGACAACUCUGAUCUCCUCAGCCACCAGCGCAUCCACACUGGAGAACGGCCCUAUACGUGUGAGGAAUGUGGGAAGAGCUUCAGUGACAGCUCCAACCUCCGCACCCACCAGCACAUUCACACUGGGGAACAGCCCUACAAGUGUGGGGAAUGUGGGAAGAGCUUCAGGCAGAGCUCCACCCUCCGCUCCCACCAGCGCCUCCACACCGGGGAACGGCCCUACAAGUGCUUGGAAUGUGGGAAGAGGUUUAUGACCAGCUCCCAUCUCUACACGCAUGAGCAGACACACACGGAUGAGAGGCUCUUCCGCUGCACCGACUGUGGGAAGGGCUUCAACCAGAACUCUACUCUCGUCAGGCACCGGCGCAUCCACACCGGGGAGAGGCCCUACAAGUGUGGGGAGUGUGGGAAGAGCUUUGCCCAGAGCUCUACCUUGACCUCACACCAACGGACCCACCGCAGGGACUUCUUCUUCGCCGAGUUCCGAGGGACGUGAGGCGAACAGGAGGAGUUGGGAGAAGCAGCCGUCGGAGGUGGCGUGUCCCCC